GUAAGGAGAUAUGUCCGCAAGGGAAUUCCUGCAGACUUGCGUGGUCGGGUCUGGUUUCAUUACAGUGGAGCAGAGGCCAAGUUGGAUUCUAAUCUGGGGGUCUAUGAACGCUUCCUAGCUAAAGCUAAAGAGCUUGGUAGUAGAAACGAGUUUGCAGAUAUUAUUGAACGCGACUUGCAUCGCACGUUUCCCGAAAACGUCCAAUUCAGGACGUCUGUAGCUGAUGGACAGCAGCUUGCGUCUACAGACAACGUGCCAGUUAUCUCCGCUCUUCGCCGCGUGCUGCUAGCAUUUUCGAUCUAUUGCCCGUCCGUUGGUUAUUGUCAGUCUCUUAAUUUCGUAGUUGGGAUGUUACUGUUAUUCAUGAAAGAAGAAGAAGCAUUUUGGACUUUGGUCACAAUUGUUCAAAAUAUUCUUCCGGCUGGCGUCUACGAUGUAACAAUGGAAGGGUCCAACCUAGAUCAAAAUGUAUUGAUGAUGCUCCUUUGGGAGAGAAUGCCUCACUUAUGGGGUACAAUGUGUGACAAAUCUUUCUGGGAGUCAGAGGCUGACGGUGUAUCCAUGCCGACUAUUACACUUGUCACAAGCCAUUGGUUCCUGACUUUAUUCAUCAAUAUUCUACCUACAGAGACGCUACUUCGUGUGUGGGAUUGCUUUUUCUAUGAGGGUGCUAAUAUUCUAUUCAGAAUAGCUUUGACGCUUUUCAAGAUGAGUGAGCACAUGGUAAUGCCUCUUGGAGAUUCCUUAGAAAUAUUCCAAGUUAUACAGGUAAUAUAUUUCACUAUUUAA
Messenger RNA from Phycomyces blakesleeanus NRRL 1555(-), 789 nucleotides. RefSeq lists its product as hypothetical. The transcript is spliced from 4 exons. Lineage: Eukaryota; Fungi; Mucoromycota; Mucoromycetes; Mucorales; Phycomycetaceae. The annotation marks the transcript as partial. The record is from RefSeq and is a predicted model, not a curated record.